Capsella rubella is the source of this 865-nucleotide messenger RNA. RefSeq names its product transmembrane emp24 domain-containing protein p24beta3. Lineage: Eukaryota; Viridiplantae; Streptophyta; Magnoliopsida; Brassicales; Brassicaceae. The coding region runs from base 79 to 723 and encodes 214 amino acids. The record is from RefSeq and is a predicted model, not a curated record. Gene Ontology annotation, biological process: endoplasmic reticulum to Golgi vesicle-mediated transport; Golgi organization; intracellular protein transport. The transcript has 4 exons. Gene Ontology annotation, cellular component: endoplasmic reticulum-Golgi intermediate compartment; COPII-coated ER to Golgi transport vesicle; Golgi apparatus.
CUUCUUCUACUCGGCGAAGAAUUUUCUCGACAAAACAAAAACUGAAAACUUUGACCGAAGAUCUGAAAAAAAAAAAGGAUGGAGAGAAGACAAGCGAAGAUCCAUGUCUUUGUAUUGAUCGGUCUGAUUCUAUUGAAUUCGAUCAAUCAAAUCUCGUCUCUCUCUGUAACGGUGAACGACGAAGAAUGUGUUCAAGAGUACGUCCUUUACGAAGGCGACACUGUUUCUGGAAACUUCGUCGUCGUCGAUCAUGAUAUCUUCUGGGGUUCUGAUCAUCCUGGUUUGGAUUUCACGGUGACGUCUCCAGCUGGGAACAUUGUACAAACAGUGAAGGGAACAUCUGGUGAUAAGUUUGAGUUUAAGGCUCCAAGAAGUGGGAUGUACAAAUUUUGUUUCCACAAUCCUUAUUCAACUCCUGAAACUGUCUCAUUUUACAUUCAUGUUGGUCAUAUUCCAAAUGAGCAUGACUUAGCCAAAGAUGAACAUUUGGACCCGGUAAAUGUAAAGAUAGCUGAGCUGAGAGAGGCAUUGGAAUCUGUUGUUGCUGAGCAGAAGUAUUUGAAAGCUCGUGACACUCGUCACCGUCAUACAAAUGAGAGCACGAGAAAGCGUGUGAUAUUUUACACAGUAGGAGAGUACAUGUUCCUUGCAGCAGCAAGUGGGCUUCAGGUUCUCUACAUCCGCAAGCUCUUCAGCAAGUCAGUCGCAUACAACAGAGUUUGAACAUAUAACAAAACCUCAGCAAGGUUUUAUGUCCUUUUCAUGUUUGAAAUGGUGAACGAAUUCAAAACACAAUCUUAAAACAGUGUUAGUUUAAUUAUUAAGAGCUUAAUAGCUAAAGACCCCUCUUUUUGUUUUCUGGUUA